AUGAUUACAGUAAUCCUAAAACCUACCAGAUCCAAAAUUUCAGGAUCCGGAUUACUGUACUUUUUCAGAUCCUCGAGUUCUCCUGGGCGUUUUGAAGCCGGAAAGACUACAUUGGAGACCCCAAAGAAGCAGACUACCAAGCCAUCUCGCCUGGGACCGGUCUCAGGAGCAACGCCUCAUCAAAGACGGACUUUGGGCGGCGCUGACUUCGACAAUUUCAGAAGAAGACGUCAGGCGAGACAUGCCGCUUAUUUGGCCACUCAACCCACGCCAACACUGUUUGUCGGGGGAUUCAAUCCGUUUGAGCAGAAGGAUGUGGGCGCCGCGAUUAGAAAGGUGCGUCAACUGGUCGCCGAGAGAUUCGGUCAAUUUUGUGACGUCUCCAGCCAGAAUACUCCAGAUGUGAAAUUUCACAAAAAAUUGAAUACAUCGAUGAAAUUGGUGUUUCGUCCCGAGGAUGACGAUGAAGACGUCAGAAUUCUGGAGAAUUCAGAAGGAUCGUCCGGUGGUCAUGGAGUUGGACAUCAUCAGAAUUCCACUAUCGUCAUUGAUUGA
Messenger RNA from Caenorhabditis briggsae, 555 nucleotides. Lineage: Eukaryota; Metazoa; Nematoda; Chromadorea; Rhabditida; Rhabditidae. The transcript is spliced from 4 exons. Bases 1 to 555 code for a protein of 184 amino acids. The record is from RefSeq and is a predicted model, not a curated record.